CUCCGUGCUGCUCCGGGCCGAGCCGAGCCGAGCCGGGCGGGGCAGGGCCGCUGGAUGCGGGGCCCUCGGGCGCUUCUGGGGCUGGGGCUGGGGCUGUUGGUGGCGGCGGGGGGGCGCUGCCCGAACCGGGGCUGGAACUGGAGCCGCCCCCGCUGCGCCAUGCACGGCUCCAGCACGGGGGGGCUGCGCUUCCUCGGGGGUCCCACGGGUGCCCGCUGCGCCCCCAGGCAGGAGGAGGCCCAGGCCAUCGACCAGGAGCUCUUCACCGAGUACAAGUUCAGCGUGGACCAGCUGAUGGAGCUGGCGGGGCUGAGCUGCGCCACUGCCAUCGCCAAGGCGUACCCCCCCGGCUCCUUCACCAAGAGCCUCCCCGCCGUGCUGGUCGUGUGCGGGCCCGGGAACAACGGAGGCGACGGCUUGGUCUGCGCCCGCCACCUGAAAAUGUUUGGCUACGAGCCCACCGUGUAUUACCCCAAGCGCCCCAACAAGCCGCUGUUUGAAGGUCUGACCACCCAGUGCCAGAAGAUGGACAUCCCCUUCCUCUCCGAAUUCCCGGCAGAGGCUGCGCUCAUCGACGAGCUCUACGGGCUGGUGGUGGAUGCGAUUUUUGGGUUCAGCUUCACGGGAGCAGUGCGGGAGCCCUUCGGCAGCAUCCUCAGCACCCUCGAGCACGUCACGGUGCCCGUGGCCAGCAUCGACAUCCCCUCGGGCUGGGACGUGGAGAAGGGGAAGGCGGACGGGCUGCAGCCCGACAUGCUCAUCUCGCUGACGGCGCCCAAGGCGGCGGCGCAGCAUUUCGCCGGCCGCUACCACUUCCUGGGCGGCCGCUUCGUGCCCGCGGCGCUGCAGAAGAAAUACGCGCUGAACCUGCCCCCGUACCCGGGGACGGACUGCGUCCUGCAGCUCACCUAGGGCUGGGGGAGCUCGAGCGGCCGCGCUGGGCACGGGCACGGCCAAGCAGGGCCCAAUUCUGCCAAAGGUGCGGCUCUGUGCCAAGAGGAGGCUCAGCACCGUGCGGGGUUUCAGCGCUACCCAGCUCCAGCAGCAGGAUCCAGGUUUGCUGCAGGCUGCCAGGGCUGGGGUUGGGGUUAGAACCUAAUUUGAGUGCUUCUAGGUGUAGACACAAUCCAGGAUCUGUCAUACGAUGCACUUCAGGAGUGUUUCACUGCAAUAAAGUUUUAUUGAUGCCCUUGGGAAACAAA
Molecule: messenger RNA, 1202 nt
Organism: Cygnus olor (mute swan)
Lineage: Eukaryota; Metazoa; Chordata; Aves; Anseriformes; Anatidae
Gene: NAXE
Product: NAD(P)HX epimerase
Exons: 6
Coding region: 55-912 (285 amino acids)
Cellular component (GO): mitochondrion
Molecular function (GO): NAD(P)HX epimerase activity
Source: RefSeq, a predicted model, not a curated record